GAGGGAGCGCCGGCGCAUGCGCCUUGAGAGCGGCGAGGAGGGGGCGAUGUUUCCCGGCAGCCUUUAUUCCAAGAUGGCGGGCUCCCGCCGGCGGUAGGGGCGGAAAGCUACAGCUGGGGUCCAAACGGCUUGACAAACCCUUAGUCUUCUGUGUUCUGGUUGCAUUCUACCUCAGUCUCGUUGGGAGAAAGACUUGACUCCAAACCAGAGCAAUGGCUACAAUGGUGGCUAAGCGAGAAGGGCCUCAGUUCAUCAGCGAAGGAGCAGUCCGAGGGAAUGCCGCCAUUCUGGAUUAUUGCAGGACAUCCGUUUCUGCCUUGUCAGGAGCAACAGCAGGAAUUCUUGGCCUGACUGGUUUACAUGGCUUCAUCUUCUACUUCUUGGCUUCUGUCCUUCUCUCAGUGCUUUUGGUAUUAAAAGCUGGACGGCGGUGGAAUAAGUACUUUAAAUCCCGAAGGCCACUUUUCACUGGGGGGCUUAUCGGAGGCCUCUUCACGUAUGUCCUCUUCUGGACUUUCCUCUAUGGCAUGGUGCAUGUCUACUAAAAGAGUAAUAACCACUUUAGCUGCAAUGGGUUUUAAUGAAAUAGGAGGACUGUUGCCAAAAACUCAUCUAAACAACUAUGCCAGCUUUUUAAAUUGUUGUUCACUGCUUGUAUUGUUAAGGCGGUCAGUAACUUAUGUCUGAGUACAAAACUCUGUAGUAUUUGUCUAAUUAAAUUGAAUGUAAAAUGUCUUAUAGAAAAGUCACUUAAAUUGCUUCCCACACAUUUAUAAGUAUAUCCCAUGAAUCGCUAAAGAUCACCAUAUGUCCACCAUUCUUGGCUGAUUUUAUUCCUUUUACAUUUUGCCUCUGUAAGAUCAGCAAUAGCAGCUUUAUUUUACGUUGUGUUCCCACUGUCACCAUCAGCAUACAAGCAUUGGUAAAAACAGUAUCUUUAGCCAUAAGCUUAAUGCAAUGAAAUCCGAAAGGAAACACUGACACAAAGUUAGUUUCAUGGUAAUAUGUAAUUAAAUGUACAUGAAACUGGACAGAAGUAUCUUAUUUGUAUGGAUCCUUAGUGUAAGUGCUGUGAUCCUGGGUACAGUCACUUUACAAAUAGGAAAUUAAAGUUACUAAAA
This is a messenger RNA of Trachemys scripta elegans, 1121 nucleotides long. RefSeq names its product ER membrane protein complex subunit 6 (gene EMC6). Gene Ontology annotation, cellular component: endoplasmic reticulum; EMC complex; membrane. The transcript is spliced from 3 exons. NCBI's taxonomy places the organism in Eukaryota, Metazoa, Chordata, Testudines, Emydidae. Gene Ontology annotation, biological process: autophagosome assembly; protein folding in endoplasmic reticulum. The record is from RefSeq and is a predicted model, not a curated record. Bases 213 to 545 code for a protein of 110 amino acids.